Thalassophryne amazonica is the source of this 1514-nucleotide messenger RNA. It is a transcript of the gene camk1a, whose product is annotated as calcium/calmodulin-dependent protein kinase Ia. Gene Ontology annotation, molecular function: ATP binding; calmodulin binding; calcium/calmodulin-dependent protein kinase activity. Gene Ontology annotation, biological process: peptidyl-serine phosphorylation. The record is from RefSeq and is a predicted model, not a curated record. Gene Ontology annotation, cellular component: intracellular anatomical structure. Lineage: Eukaryota; Metazoa; Chordata; Actinopteri; Batrachoidiformes; Batrachoididae.
UUCUUGACGUCAACUGAGCGGGUCCAGCGCUGCGCACCGUGCACGGGCACAGCAGCUCCACAUCGCUCUCACAGGCAACGAGGACGCACCACGGCUACAGAUCGCCAUUUAGGUUUAGUGUGGCGAGUCCGAUCAGCAUUGUAGGAUGCCUCUGGGAGAGGAUGGAAAUGGAUGGAAAAAGAAGACAUCAGAUAUCAAAGAACAUUAUGACUUCAAAGAAGUGCUGGGAACAGGUGCGUUCUCCGAGGUAGUUCUAGCAGAGGAGAAGAGGACCCAGAGGCUGGUUGCCAUCAAGUGUAUCCCUAAAAAAGCACUGGAAGGCAAAGAGAACAACAUUGAAAAUGAGAUUGCAGUACUACACAAAAUCAAGCACACCAACAUUGUUUCACUGGAAGACAUCUUCGAAAGCACCUCCCACUUGUACCUUGUCAUGCAGCUGGUAUCUGGAGGUGAACUGUUUGACAGGAUCGUGGAGAAAGGCUUCUACACAGAGAGAGAUGCCAGCCAGCUUAUUCACCAGAUCUUGGAUGCAGUCAAAUAUCUCCACAAUAUGGGAAUAGUCCACAGAGAUCUGAAGCCGGAGAAUUUGUUGUAUUACAGUAUGAACGAAGACUCCAAAAUCAUGAUCAGUGACUUUGGUCUGUCAAAGAUUGAGGGAACAGGCAGCGUCAUGUCCACAGCCUGUGGUACUCCUGGAUAUGUGGCUCCUGAGGUUCUUGCUCAGAAGCCGUACAGCAAAGCAGUGGAUUGCUGGUCCAUAGGAGUAAUUUCUUAUAUUCUGUUGUGUGGAUAUCCUCCAUUUUACGAUGAACAUGACGCCAAAUUAUUUGAGCAGAUUCUAAAAGCAGAGUAUGAAUUUGACUCUCCGUACUGGGAUGACAUCUCCGAUUCAGCCAAAGACUUUAUCUGUCAUUUGAUGGAAGAUCCUUUGAAGAGAUAUACGUGUGAGCAGGCCCUGCAGCAUCCAUGGAUCUGUGGGGACACAGCCCUGGAUAAGAAUAUCCACGAAUCUGUUAGUGCUCAGAUCAAGAAGAACUUUGCCAAAAGUAAAUGGAAGCAAGCGUUUAAUGCCACAGCAGUGGUGCGCCACAUGCGGAAGUUGCAGCUGGGUACCAGUCUUGAGGGACCCAGUCAGAUUACUCCUACCAGUCCCUGCCACGGGCAUCUGCUCCCGGAAGAGGAGGAGGAGGAAGAGGAGGAUUUGGGGAACGGGGAAGAGGAGAGCUUGUCCGACUACAAGGACGAUCGUCGUGGAAGCACCGAGGGCAGCACAGACCGGGACAGCCUGAAGAGCUGCACUUACUGCUGCAGGCCGGCAAGUCGCGUCUGAGCACAGCCUUCUGAUGUCAUGGUGACACUGAAUCCCUGGAGCAUCCAGAGCCCACCACACCCAGUCUGGCCAGGAAUGCAAAGUGAUAUUAGACAGCACAGCAUGUGUCAGAGAGCGUGCACUGUCACAGUUUAAGUAGUACCGCAAGUACUGAGUCAAGAUACAGGGUUUACAUUGAUGUUUU